This is a messenger RNA of Scylla paramamosain (green mud crab), 1341 nucleotides long. RefSeq names its product nascent polypeptide-associated complex subunit alpha, muscle-specific form-like. Lineage: Eukaryota; Metazoa; Arthropoda; Malacostraca; Decapoda; Portunidae. The record is from RefSeq and is a predicted model, not a curated record. The transcript is spliced from 8 exons. Gene Ontology annotation, molecular function: aspartic-type endopeptidase activity. The coding region runs from base 1 to 1341 and encodes 446 amino acids. Gene Ontology annotation, biological process: proteolysis.
AUGGCGACUCCUACACCAGCCUUGGAGUCCCAGUCUGGGGAAGGGACCACAAAUGUCCCCAGGUCAGAGUGCUCUUCUGGCAUCAACCACCCAACUCUGUCAGCUGAGUGCAUAGCAGAGGUGAUAGUGUCUGUCAUGGAGGAGUAUGUUCCUCACUCUUUUUCUCUACCUGAACCUUCAAAACCUUGGUUUAACAAAACCUGCUCUUCCAAGUCCACCCUGCUGCUAUCCUCCAACCACCUGGCCAAGGCGACGCGGUCGGCUACGGGCGGAUCUUCCGGCAGCUGCCCCUUCGCCGGUGUCGCCGCCUCCAGCAGCAGACCCCGGCCCCCACCUCAACGCUGCCCGGCCGCCACCCCGCCGGCCGCCGCCCCCAGCCGCCCGUACGCCGCCCCCCGCUGCCCGGCCGCCACCCCGCCGGCCGCCGCCCCCAGCCGCCCCCAGCCGCCCGUAUGCCGCCCCCCGCCGCCCGGCUGCCCUCACGGCACCUCACCCCGCGGCACUCUCCAGCUGGCCCUCGCCACUGGCCAGCAGUCUCUCCCAGUCGCGGACGCUCCUCCACGUAACUUCUGCCGGCCCCUCCAGUUUCCUGCUGUGACCUGGAGCCCUCCCACUGGCCUCGUCCCGCCUCCAUCUACAGCUCUUCAUUGGGGAUUACUUACGUUCCUCAUCGACUCUGGUGCAGACGUCAGUAUUCUCCCUGCCCCUGGUGUAGACCGGAGGUUGCCUCCCCUCCUUCACAUUCACGCCGCCAAUGUGGACAUCAAGGGUCGGAAGCUGCUCGAUCCUCUCACCUCAGUCACAACAAAGGGACAGGUCACUCAUGGUGAUAGCACACAGAUCUCCCUCGUCAACGCAGACAACCAGUUCUCCUCCUUGCUGAAGUCCUUCCCUACGCUGACGCAGCCGUACUCACGCCAACUCAAGCAAUUCCUGGGGAUGCUGAACUACUACAACCGCUUCAUCCCCAGCUGCUCACUACUUCUUCAGCCGCUCUAUGCAAUGAUCAAGCCUUGCAAGAGAGGACAGUCCAUCUCCUUAGUCUGGACUCCAGCCACUGAGGAAGCUUUCACAGCAGCAAAACAAGCUCUCAGCUCCGUCUCACCUCUCAGCUUCCCUGCUCCAGAUGGGCUUGUUCUUCCCUGUCCUCCACCCCCUGACUACUUCAUGCAACACAUUAAAAUUCUUCGCAAUUAUAUUUUCCAUGCCCUUGGUGGCCUAAAUCAUCGGAAGAAUUAUGGACACGAUGGGGUCCCUGCAGUUCUUCGAAACUGUGCCUCUGUGCUCUCGCCUUGUCUGUUUAACAAUGAUUGGUCUUAUGGAGUUUUGGGUAUUCCUUGA